AUGAGCGAUUCGAGCACCCGAGAGCUCUUGUCCAAUCGCCGAAAAGAUCCUCCAUAUGAAUCCACCGCAUCAUUGAUCAAUGAUGGGCUUUGUCGGUCUACUGGGUCCUUAGUUAGUGGAAAUCUCAGUGAAUUAUUGAGAAAAGUAAAAAUGGGAUCGACUCAGCGUCCACAUAUUGAUAUCGAUAUUGGAGAGAAUUUAGGACAAGCAUGGGAUCAGGAGCAUUUCCGGUCUUCUGUCUCUUCUGUUUUUGAAAAUCAUUCAUUGGAAGGUACGAACUCUUCUUCGAAAGGUGAGGUUCGAGAUGAAGUGGAACUGCUAGAGCGAAUCUCGCUUCUUUUAGAAAGCAACAGCCUGUCUCCAGACUUUGGCUACGUUUUUCGUAAUUACCUUAUACUGCUUCAUGAGAAGGGCUGUUUUCCGGAGGAUGAUUAUUAUUUUCGCGUUGUAAAGGAAGGCGUGUUAGAAGCGCAAGACCUCUCUGCCGAUUUUGCCAAAGUGCUCGAAUUGUUCCUUUUCAAUCCAGUCAAUGGCGACAUGAAGCUUGCGUUGCUGGAGUAUGAGGUGGACAAAGCAGUUCUAAUUCGCUCUCUAGAGGCGUGGAAACUACAGUGGCAGGGAUUGCGAAACUUGGAUCGGUUACAAAACGUGUGGAACAAUUACGUCGCUCAAAGGGCGUACAUUUGUUGGCAGAAAGCUUUAAAAGAGAAUAUCUAUCACUCUCACGAGGAAGCUAGCAAUUUCAGAAAUUUUCAGUUGAAGUCUAAUAUGCUCUCCAGGUGGAUAUCUCACAUGGAUACUUUUGAUUUGAAAGAAACAGUUGCCAAUGGGUUUUUCCUUCAAAAGCGGUUAGUUAUUUUCGCCAAAAAAUUCGAUGAGAUAUUACAGCGUUCUAAAAGUGCCGAGGAAUUUCGGCAAAAUAGUAUAGUUCUCGCUGCAUGGCGUUCUUGGAAACUGAAAUCACAAGCUUUUCAGCUCCGACACCGACUAGAAAAAAAGAAGCUCAUAAACUGCAUGAAUCUCUUGUUGAGACGCCAGCAGGCUUCUUUGGAGGUGAGCGAGAAGGCCAGAAUUUUAUUCGAAUUCGUUCUAAAAGAAGGCAGCUUGAAGAAGUGGGAAGAGCGAAUGACAGAUGUGAGGAGAAAAGAAGACGUUGCUAACAAUUUUCAGUCAUAUUAUCUAAAGAAGGAAGCGUUUUCCCAUGUUAAAAUGGCAAGCUUAAGGAAAGAGUAUGAGAGAGCUGCUAGGCGAUCGGUGAAUUCUUCUCUACUCCGAUUUUGCUUCAAAAAUAUUUGGCAUAAGCGGCAUCGCGAGGCGAGACAGGUCAGACAGUUUCUAGCGACAAAAAGUUUAGGUGAAUGUCACAGUUAUUUUGAUCUCUGGAGACAAAGAACUGAAGCGGUUAAAGCGGCUACCACAUUUUGUGAGAAUGAGUUGAAGAAAAGGGCCGGUAAAAGGUUUAGAACAGGACUUCGAGCAUACGAUUACUCAAAGUCAUGGCGUCUUAAAAAAGGAAGGAGAGCGAUUGCAAGGUGGCGCCAUGAAACAGCGCUGCAAGAGAGAUUGAGAAAGAUGAACGAUAAGAGUCUGAGCAGCUUUUGGGUAAUAUAUCGCACCAAAUAUUUCCAAGAACUCAAAAACGCGGGGAAGGCCGAUGUACUACGUGAACUUCUCUUGACGCGCUUUUUUUUCUUUAAGUGGUUAGAGAGGAAGCAGCGCGUCAUGGACUUACAGCAGAAGGCCUAUAUACAGGAGAAAUUCAAGGCAAUCCAUUUUCUCAGGAAAGGAGCCUUGCAUUCCAAAGAAGUUAAACUGCUACUACAAAUUCGAGAUAUGAAACUUAGUAACAGGCCUAUUAUGAUGAAGUACAUGAACGUUUGGAGAGAAAAUUUACGCAUCCAAUUAAAAUUGCGGAGGGAAUCUAUGUUAGAUCAAUACUUGAUUUUCAAAGGUCGUUCGCGUCUGCAGCUGUUUUUUAAUGAGUGGUUUAGUAUCUUUCAAAGUUACACCGUGGAUUGCGUUCGAAUGAGUCAAAUUCUAUCACAAAAGCAUUUACGCACUAUGUCCUUUGGGGCGGUGAGGCGAAAAUUCGAUAUUUACAGUUCCUGGUUUCUUGUAUCUGAACGACUGAACCGACAGUCUGUUCUUCUGAAGUUCUUUUCGCAAAUGCGAACAAAGCUAGCUACUCUAGAAAUGAUGGAUGCUCAGGCCACUGAACAGAUCUCGGCAGCAAACGCUCGCUCAGUUGUCAAGUGCUUAAACAAUUGGUCUAUGAAGCAGCUAAAAUGCAGGCGAAAUAGUGACACUGUGGUAAUUUUCCGGCGCCGGUGGGAUAGAGCCACUCAGAGAGCCGUAUUGGCUCUCUGGAGAGAAAAGGUAUACACGGAACGGGAGGAUUCUCGGCUACAUCACAACACUGAGACUUUCAAGCUUUCUACAACUCACCAUCUCACUACACCUUCUAGAUACCGAGAAACAAAUCAGCCGGUGCCAGACUCAGAACUGAUCAAGCGGAAUCGUAUGGAAGCCAUGAAAACUCAGUAUCAGCGAGCAAGGCGCGCAAUACCUAGUCCUAUAAAAUCGUCCGAGUCCCUUAAUAAAUCAGCCAAGAAGCGACUUACGUCAAGCACAGAAGAUUCAGGUCAGAAGUUCCCGUCACCUCCAAAAUUGGACCUCAAUAAGGUAAACUCAAGGCUGGCAAAUAAAGGUGAACAUAUUAGCUUCAAGGCUAUUCCGAAGGCCACUUUUAGUCCAUUGGCUUCCCCAAAACGUGAAGAAAGUUACGAAUACUACCCUGUGCUUGACAGGACCUCUUUAAGUGAAGGAACCGAUGACUUUAAUGACUCGCCAACGAGAAGAUGA
Lachancea mirantina is the source of this 2862-nucleotide messenger RNA. Lineage: Eukaryota; Fungi; Ascomycota; Saccharomycetes; Saccharomycetales; Saccharomycetaceae. The record is from the annotation of a GenBank genome assembly.